CGCGGGCGGGCAGGUUGGCUGUUUCAUUUAGGGACCCGGGAGCCCAGCGGACCCGAGCCCUCAGCCGAAAGCCCGCCCCCGGGUCCCUUCCGCGGCUGGGCAAACUGAGGCCCGGGGAGGGCCGGCGCGGGGCCUGCGGUCUCCACCCCCUCGCCCCCCACCCACCCCCAGCAGCCCGGGCAGCCGCGACCCACGCCCGCGUCGGUCCUCGCAGUGCGCACAGCCCUCCCCGCCCCCGCUGCCAUCCUGCCACGCCCCAGGCGUCGGGGGCAAAGCCCGCGCCCCCCCGCACCCGCCUCUGCGCAGAGGCUGGGGGCCUGUUUAUCUGGAGGCCCCCACCCCCCUCCACCCCGGGGGGCCCGCUCCCCCCGCGCCCCGGGGAGCUCUGGGGCCAGAUAAGCUGGCAGGCUGGCACGGCGCCGCGCAGCGGGGCGGAGAGGUCAGAGGAGGGGGGGGCGCGCCGGGGGCGGGCUGGACCCCCCCCCCAACUUGACAAAACCUAAUAACAGCCCGGUCUCCCCGGCGCAGCGGGCGAAGCCCCACGGGAGGGCAGAGACGUGGCAAGAGGGGACCUGCCGAGCCUGUUCUGGCCUCUGAGGCCGGGGUGGGGGGGGGGGGCGGGCUGGGCGUGGGGGGGGCCGGCGGCUGCGGCACCUUUAAGACAAGGGAGGACCCCUCUUGCCCUCGGAGAAACCAGGAAGGGAGUCGCGAGCAUCAUACGGGGCUUUGGCUGUACUGUACAGUUACUGUAGGGGCAGUGACGCCGCCGCCGGAGCGAGGGAGCGACGAGGGGAGAGCCUGCGAGGGGAGAGCGAGACGCGGACCCCGGAGGCGAGCGGCCGAGGAGCCCAGUCCCAACUCCGGGCCCCGGCCCCGCGCGCCCCGGCCCGGCCCGGCCCCGGCCCGGCCCCGCGAGGUCUCGGCGCGGAAGAUGGCCGGCGGCGUGGACGGCCCCAUCGGGAUCCCGUUCCCCGACCACAGCAGUGACAUCCUGAGCGGACUCAACGAGCAGCGGACACAGGGCCUGCUGUGCGACGUGGUGAUCCUGGUGGAGGGCCGCGAGUUCCCCACGCACCGCUCGGUGCUGGCCGCCUGCAGCCAGUACUUCAAGAAGUUGUUCACGUCGGGCGCCGUGGUGGACCAGCAGAACGUGUACGAGAUCGACUUCGUCAGCGCCGAGGCGCUCACGGCCCUCAUGGAUUUCGCCUACACGGCCACGCUCACCGUCAGCACGGCCAACGUGGGCGACAUCCUCAGCGCAGCCCGCCUGCUCGAGAUCCCCGCCGUGAGCCACGUGUGCGCCGACCUCCUCGACCGGCAGAUCCUGGCGGCCGACGCGGGCGCCGACGCCGGGCAGCUGGACCUCGUAGAUCAAAUGGAUCAGCGAAACCUCCUCCGCGCCAAGGAGUACCUCGAGUUCUUCCAGAGCAACCCUAUGAACAGCCUGCCCGCCGCCGCCGCUGCCUCGUUCCCGUGGUCCGCCUUCGGCGCAUCCGACGACGACCUGGACGCCACCAAGGAGGCCGUGGCCGCGGCCGUGGCCGCCGUGGCCGCCGGUGACUGCAACGGCUUGGACUUCUACGGGCCCGGACCCCCGGCCGAGCGGCCCCCGGCCGGGGACGGGGAUGAGGGCGAUAGCCACCCGGGUCUGUGGCCGGAGCGGGACGAGGACGCCCCCGCCGGGGGCCUCUUCCCGCCGCCCGUGGCCCCGCCGGCCAGCGCCACGCAGAACGGCCACUACGGCCGGGGCGGGGAGGAGGAGGCGGCCUCGCUGUCAGAGGCGGCCCCGGAGCCGGGCGACUCUCCGGGCUUCCUGUCGGGCGCGGCCGAGGGCGAGGACGGGGACGGGGCCGACGCGGACGGGCUGGCGGCCAGCACGCUGCUGCAGCAAAUGAUGUCGGUGGGCCGGGCGGGGGCGGCGGCGGCGGGGGACAGCGACGAGGAGUCGCGGGCGGAUGACAAGGGCGUCGUGGACUACUACCUGAAGUACUUCAGCGGCGCCCACGACGGCGAUGUCUACCCUGCCUGGUCACAGAAGGUGGAGAAGAAGAUCCGGGCGAAGGCCUUCCAGAAGUGCCCCAUCUGCGAGAAGGUCAUCCAGGGCGCCGGCAAGCUGCCACGGCACAUCCGGACCCACACGGGCGAGAAGCCCUACGAGUGUAACAUCUGCAAGGUCCGAUUCACCAGGCAGGACAAGCUCAAGGUGCACAUGCGGAAGCACACGGGCGAGAAGCCGUACCUGUGCCAGCAGUGCGGGGCGGCGUUCGCGCACAACUACGACCUGAAGAACCACAUGCGCGUGCACACCGGCCUGCGCCCCUACCAGUGCGACAGCUGCUGCAAGACCUUCGUGCGCUCCGACCACCUGCACAGACACCUCAAGAAGGACGGCUGCAACGGCGUGCCCUCGCGCCGCGGCCGCAAGCCCCGGGUGCGGGGCGGGGCGCUCGGGGGGCCCGACCCCGCCCCCGCCCCACCCGGCGCCCCCGCCCCGCCCGGCGCCCCCGCCCCGCCGGGCUCGCCGGACGCGCGGCGCAACGGCCAGGAGAAGCACUUUAAGGACGAGGACGAGGACGAGGACGAGGCCAGCCCCGACGGCCUGGGCAGGUUGAAUGUAGCGGGCGCCGCGGGGGGAGGCGACGGGGGCGCCGGGGCCACCGCCGAUGGCAGCUUCGCGGCCGGACUCGCUUGAAAACCAAAAACACAAAAAGAGAGAGAGAGAGAGAAAAGAGAAACCCGAGAAAGAGAGAGAGAGAGAGAGCAAAAUCACCCACCACCCCCCAAAAACACAAAAAAAGAAAAUCUAUCUAUAUACAGAUAUCUAUAUCUAUAUAUAUAUAUAUAUACAGAUAUAUAUAUAUGAAGCGUCACAGAAUCUAGGGUAGCGCUUUUCUCAGAGUUUUCUCUUCCAUGAUGUUCUCUCCCUCCACGGGGACCCUCGCCCCACCGCCACCCCCAGCCCCGCUUGCCCCCCCCCCACCCCCGUCGAUGGCUUUCGGGGCUCGGUUUGGGGGUUCUGUGGGACACAAGGAUUCUGAGCUCCCCGGGCGCCGCCUCCCCCACCGCGCCCCUCCCCCCCGGCUCGGGGUCUGGGGUCCCAUCUGAGGCCGGGUCAGGGCCCCAGGUCCCCGCCGGGGUGAGGGGGGUCGCGGGGGACCGGGGUGGGCUCUUCUCUGCCUCCCGCUCGCUGGUUUCUAGAGUCUUCGAGACGAGACCUUAAAGAUGAUUUCUGUCCGCUGUGAGUGGACGUUAAAAUGGCCCCAUCCCCCCCCCACCCUCCUUCCUCAGGGCACUUCCUACGUGGGGGUCUCCCCCUCCAUCUCCCCGACCGCCUCCCCGCCUCCCGUUCCUGCCUGUGGUCCCCGCCGUGUCUCCUGGCCACUGCGACACACAUCUAUUUAUUUCCAGGCGUGGAAAAAGGGGAGAAGACGGGGAAGGGCGGGGGACGCCCAGGUGACGCCCCAAGGGCCCCCCGCCGCCUUCCUUCACGGCACUUACACCCCGGCGGGACCCACGGGCCACCACUCAGGGCGCCCCUGCCACCCCCCAUCUUCGUCCCCCGAGACCCAGGCCCCCCCCCCCCCCCCCCGACCCCAUGAGACGUUUGGAGAUUCAACAUUUUUUUGUCUUUACCCCCCUCCCCUCCCCCUCGCCCUCUCCCAAUUUUUAAAAGCACUUUUUAGAUUUGUUUUCUUUUCCUCCCUAAAAACAAAAUUUAUAUAUAGAUAUAUAGAUAUAUAUAUAAAAUAUACUUUUCCUCAGAGGAGCAGGUGAUAGUGUGGGGUGAAAAAGAGCCAAGAGCAGAGGGAACCCAGGGUCUCACGGUGGCAGGGAUGCGGGGAGCGAGUGUCCAGACGUUCCAGUGUCACAAAAGCAAUAAAAACAAGAUUUUACAAAAAUGAAAGGAAAAAAAAAAAAAAAAAACAACAA
Hippopotamus amphibius kiboko is the source of this 3930-nucleotide messenger RNA. RefSeq names its product zinc finger and BTB domain containing 7A (gene ZBTB7A). NCBI's taxonomy places the organism in Eukaryota, Metazoa, Chordata, Mammalia, Artiodactyla, Hippopotamidae. The record is from RefSeq and is a predicted model, not a curated record. Gene Ontology annotation, molecular function: protein binding; RNA polymerase II cis-regulatory region sequence-specific DNA binding; DNA-binding transcription factor activity, RNA polymerase II-specific. Gene Ontology annotation, biological process: regulation of transcription by RNA polymerase II. The transcript is spliced from 3 exons. The coding region runs from base 932 to 2692 and encodes 586 amino acids.